Messenger RNA from Etheostoma spectabile (orangethroat darter), 3388 nucleotides. It is a transcript of the gene ppp1r14bb, whose product is annotated as protein phosphatase 1, regulatory (inhibitor) subunit 14Bb. Gene Ontology annotation, cellular component: cytoplasm. Lineage: Eukaryota; Metazoa; Chordata; Actinopteri; Perciformes; Percidae. The record is from RefSeq and is a predicted model, not a curated record. The transcript has 4 exons. Gene Ontology annotation, biological process: innate immune response; regulation of phosphorylation. Bases 352 to 738 code for a protein of 128 amino acids. Gene Ontology annotation, molecular function: protein serine/threonine phosphatase inhibitor activity.
CGUCCCUCCAGUGGGGACAGAGAGAGAGAGAGAGAGAGAGAGAGACGUGUGAUUUCUCUUUGUACUGAAUGAAGAGUUGAGGCCGCGCUGUGCUGCUCGCCUCCCGUCUCUCUACAAGCAGAAAUAGCCCAAUAAGCCGGUUCCACUGCCAAUGGCCCUCUGACCGGGUUAGGACAGCACAGCAUCAGGUCCAGCGCUGUUUCUUCGGGGAUUCCAAGUCUCCCGUUUAUCACUCGGCUUUUUUCCAGUGCGGAAAAUCAAGCAGCAGCAGACCGCUUCGCCUCUUGUCCGUCGCCGCUUUCACACUCCCACACCACCAGGGGAGGUUUUUUUCUCCCAACCCGAGCGACCAUGGCUGCUGUUACAAGCCCGGAGACGAGCCCUCAACCCCGGGUAUAUUUCCAGACCCCGGGCGGCACCACGGAGGAACCGGAGACACCCGUUCGCAAGCAGGGACGCGUAACCGUCAAAUACGACCGCAAGGAGCUGAGGAAGAGACUGAACCUGGAGGAGUGGAUUAUCGACCAGCUAACGGACCUCUACGACUGUGAGGAGGAGGCCAUCCCCGAGCUAGAGAUAGAUGUGGAUGAGCUGCUGGAUAUGCCCAGUGACGUUGAGCGGGGAGCCAGGGUCAAGGACUUACUGGUUGACUGUUUUAAACCUACUGAGGACUUCAUCUCAGAGUUGCUUGACAAGAUCCGAGGGAUGCAGAAGCUCUCCACGCCUCAGAAGAAAUAAUGGCGCUCCUCCUACUCCUCCACAUCCUCCCCUGAAACUCAGCCCUCACCUCUCAUCUUCCUAACGUGCUUUCCCUCUUUUUUAUUUUGAUGUCAGUUUUCUUCCAUUAAGGUUCUUUUACUGAACCUUGUUCUGUCUUUGCAUUACACCCUCUGUUCUAAACCCCUUUCUUUUAAUCUCUUCUUUGUCUGGAUCCAGCCCCAUAAAUCACUUUAUUUUCAUUAUUUUGUGACCUUCCCUUGUUUGUUGGACUCCCUUACUAAAAACUAUCAGCGAGGAAGAAAACAUAGAGAGUGCAUAAUGACAAGCAGGCCAAAACAACAAGGAGUGAUUCGUUGGUCUUAAUCCAGCCACUCUCCUCUCGCCUCUUUCUCUCUACUGCUACUGGCUUUCCUCUUCCUCAUCCAGCUCUUUUUUCCUCCCACCCUCCCUCAUACCACCCUUCAUCUGUCUGAGGAGGAAGAGAGAAGAAGAGCAGAGACAAGACAAGUCCCGUAAUUACUGAGAGUGGAGCGGCUGAGAGUGGGAAGAGGAACAAGAGAAAGAGUCUGCAACAGCAAAGAAAAGGGUUUUUUUUUUUGGGGGGGGGGGUUAGUACAGUCUUUUCAGAGAAUUACCCCCCUUGAUCAGAGGCAUUUGCUACAGUGGUGCAUUUAGUCUCCACUUUGUCAUUUUGGGAAGAAGAUCUGAACCUCUGACCACUAGGAGGAUGUGCGAUAUAUCUUUAGUCCAACAAAGAGGGAAACUGGAUCCCUGGAAAUAGUGCUUGAACCUUAAAAAAAGUCACUGGUGGCUGUGGUGGUCAUACGGUCAUACGGUCAUACCAAUUUUAGACUAAAAUUCUUCCUUUGAGGCUUGUGUAGAUGUAGCUCUUAGGUUGGGUGUGCUUGAAUAGAAUUCAAAUUCUUGGGGGUGAAAAAGUAUGUUUUCUUUCCUCAAAUGGGUAGUGCAGUUGUAAGAGAGGCUCUUUAGAAGUCGCUGCUGUCCAGCCUGCACAUACAUAUGUAUGUCUGUGUGUUGCUACAUAAUGUACAGCAACAUUCAUAAUACGAGUGUUAUUUUCUGGCUUGUAUAUUCUGCUGUUCUGUAUGACAAAUUAGAUUUUUAGUAGAGGACUGGUUCCUGUUUAGUUUUUCUGGAUGCGUUUUGUCACACACACUGACAGUCCAACAGGGGACCCAGAACAAAGCUGCCUUUUUUUGUAUCAUCCCCCUUCCUCUGUCUCUUUCUCACUUUUCUCCUUGCGUCUUAGGAUAUAUUCUGUUUUCUGUUUGACAGACGUCAGGUCAGAGCAGUCACACAAACAUGCAACUCUGAAAAUGUCUUUGGAGCUUCACGUUGGUGUCAGGACUUUGUGCUGUCCUCUGUGGGUCUGUCAAUGAUGAGACAUCUGAAUGGGAGGGAUGGAGGCCACUGUUUUACAUUGAAGCUGUCUAAAUGCAUUCACCUUUCCGUCUCUCUCUCUCUCACACACACACACACACACACACACACACGCACACGCACACGCACACACACACACACACACACACACACACAGCUGAGGAGAGAAAAGGAGAGAGACCGGUCCAUAGUCACGAGAUGUGUUCCUCCAUUGCAGCUGCCAAUCAUCUCUAAGAACAAGCCAUCUGUUUCUCAUCCUGAGCCAAUCGGAUCAUAGACAGAAGCCCAUCAGCCAAUUGGAGAAGAAGUAGCAUUUGCUGUGAUUCCUGUGACCAACAGCUAACACCCGCGGGGACAGCAGACCUCCACUGUCUGUCUCGGCACCAACACACAUGCAUUCAUGCACACACUGGCCCAUUCCUCUUGCUGCUCUGUUGUUACUCCCUGGCUCUAUUCUCCCCCCCCCCCCCCCCCCCCAACCCAUUUCCAUUCUUUUGCCCACCUUCCCUCUAUCCUUUCUUCACUUUCCUUUUAAAAAAAACAAACAGAUGUUGCCUUAGGUAUUAUUUAUGUUACGCAAACCAAAAAACGGGAGACAUUCAUUUUUAAAAAGGUAACACAAACUGCUAAACACGUGUUACUGAACAGAACUGCGGCAUGUGGACCUUCUGUCGCUAUCUUUUGUUUUGAAAAAAGAAAAUGAGAUUCUGUUUUUGUGUUUUUUUUAGAAGUGAGUGUUUAAUACUUAGGCCUUUAUACAGUGGUUUUGUUUAGAUGAAACAAUGUUCUUUACAUUUUUCCAUUUGAAUACUGCUCUGUUUUUAUUGUGAUCAUGACACUUCUUGAUGCCAGGCCUUGGAUUAACAAAAAUCCCUUCAGGUCCACUUUGGUGCGAUUGGGGUUUCCAAAUCAAACACGUCUGCAUUUUGCAGACAUCGGAUUGUACCAGGCAAGCUCAAUCAGAAGGUGAAUUUGAGUGGAUUUUCCUUUCUAAAUCCAGGUUUGGAUUAUAUCUUCUGAGACUGUUAUUGGGAAGUCUGUUUUUUUACUGUUUGAGGAAAAAUUGCAAAAAAAAAAAAAAUAUAUAUAUAUACACUGAUUAUCAUCAUGAUGCUAAAUACAAGAGCUAAACCAUGCAGAUUGAAGUGUUUUUGGACAAUGAUUAGAUCAAACCAACAAACAAAUGUAGCAAUAGCAACAAGAGGUAUUGUUUUUGCCCAAUUUUGUUACACUUUUAUGCAACUUUAAUAAAAACAUGUAAAAUGGA